AUGUUGUUCAGCAUUCGGACUCUAGCCCAGCGCUCCCUCCGGGCACAAGCCAGGAGAGCCACCCUGUCCGUGCGUCCGGCCCUAUCAAGGAGGGGAUACGCAGACGUGCACGGCACAGCGCAGAAGACAAGCGAAUUACCCUGGUUGAUAAGCGCCGUAGGCGUAACAGGCGUAGGCCUAGCAUACCUCCUCUCGGGCCCCCCCAAGGGCGCAGGCGGCGCGCACGGGCCAGCAGCAGCCGACGCGAUCGCGAAGCGCCGCAAAGAGGAGACCCAGAGCCCGCGCGACAAGUCCGACUCGGGCGCCUCGCAGCCAUCAGCAGAGGACAAGCCCGCGGGCGACGACAGCGCGCCCAAGGGCGCCGACGACCCGAGUAAUCCCGACAAGGCCACCAGCGUCGGCCGUGCCGCGCCUCCCCCCCCAAGCGACAACCGGGAUCUAGCGGAAGCCUGGGAAGAGAGAAAGGAAGGGCAGAAGGAGUUGAACAAGCGGAUCAGGGCAGGCGAUACCAAAGCAGCGACGAGUUCGUCCCAGGCACCGUCCAAGAAGACGCGAGGUGAGGACCCGCGCGAAGACCCGCAGAAGGGCGAGGGCGAAGCCGUGAAGAAGGGCGGUUCGAAGGACGAAUAA
Messenger RNA from Xylaria bambusicola, 630 nucleotides. RefSeq lists its product as uncharacterized. The record is from RefSeq and is a predicted model, not a curated record. The coding region runs from base 1 to 630 and encodes 209 amino acids. The transcript has 3 exons. Lineage: Eukaryota; Fungi; Ascomycota; Sordariomycetes; Xylariales; Xylariaceae.